This is a messenger RNA of Colletotrichum scovillei, 1026 nucleotides long. RefSeq lists its product as uncharacterized. Bases 103 to 1026 code for a protein of 307 amino acids. The transcript has a single exon. Lineage: Eukaryota; Fungi; Ascomycota; Sordariomycetes; Glomerellales; Glomerellaceae. The record is from RefSeq and is a predicted model, not a curated record.
AUCAAUCAGUCAAGACUUGAAGGUAGCAAAAUUCGAGCAUCAACUUCAAUUAUAAACCAUCAAUCGACAUCGUAUCGCAUUAGACUAAGAUCAUCUCAAAAAAUGUCUGGACAACAAGGACGCAAGAUCGCCAUCGUCGGUGCCAGUGGUAACCUCGGCGGCUUCACCCUCAACGCCCUCCUCGACAAGGGCAUCCACACCAUCACCGCCGUCACCCGCGCCGAAUCUUCCGCCACGCUGCCAGCCGGCGUCAUCGUCAAGAAAGGCGACUAUGCAGACGAAGAAUUCUUGGUUUCCGCGUUCCAGGGCCAGGAUGUGCUCAUUCUGCAACUCGGCUUCGACAGCUUCAUGACCGGCCAGGCACCUCUCAUCCGCGCCGCAGCCAAGGCCGGCGUCAAGUGGGUCCUGCCUACCGAAUUUGGCUCCGAUCCCGCGCCGUCCAAGUUGCUCGAGGCCAGCCCCAUGGUCGCGGGCAAGAAGCAGUUCCGCGAUUUGACCGAGGAGUUGGGCCUGAGCUGGAUCGCCAUUGUCAACAACCCUUGGUUCGACUGGUCUCUUGGUCAGGGAUUCUGGGGCAUCGAUAUCAAGAACCGCUAUGCGAAGCUAUUUGAUGGCGGCAACACAAAGUUCAUCACCACCACUAUUGGCACGACCGGAAAGGCCACUGCUGGUGUUUUGAGCUUACCUGAUGCUGAGCUUGAGCAGUUCCGGAACAAGCCUGUGUACUUGAAGUCUUUUUACAUCAGCCAGAGGGAUAUGCUUGAUAGCAUUCUGCGAGCUACGGGCACGAAGGAGGCGGAUUGGAAGGUUGAGGUUUUGGAUGCAGAGGCUGUUGUAGCUGAUUCGAACGAGAAGUUCAAGAAGGGUGAUCACAUGGCUAUGUUGGUUGGCUUCUAUGUCAACCACAUGCGCGAGGGCUGGGGCGGUGACUACAGCGCCAAGGUCACCGAUAUGGGCAAGCUUGGUGUUUCAGAGGAAGAUCUGGAUGAGGUUGUCAAAAGAGUUGUGAAGGAAAUCGGGGCGUAG